Molecule: messenger RNA, 1862 nt
Organism: Durio zibethinus
Lineage: Eukaryota; Viridiplantae; Streptophyta; Magnoliopsida; Malvales; Malvaceae
Product: protein trichome birefringence-like 38
Cellular component (GO): Golgi apparatus
Molecular function (GO): O-acetyltransferase activity
Source: RefSeq, a predicted model, not a curated record
UUAAAACCGUGUGCUGGUUGACAGUAGUACAUUAUUAGCAUGUCACAUGCAGCCAAAUGUAAUGUAAAAGAAGUUUAGAAGAGCGUAUGCCAUAAAAAAAUUAACAUUUUGAUUUCCCCAUGAAAACAAAAUUAGAAAUUCAACCUCCACGAUUCCCUACACAUUGUACUAUAACGAAUUCCUCAAGUUGUCUCCCAAAUUAUGUAAAAAUAAAAAUCAAUGUCUCUAGUUUAUUCAUCUGAACCACCAAGCAGCUCUUCCCUGGUUUUCCUCUCUCCUUCUUACUCUCUCUGUUCCUCACUCUUAGUCUCUCACACUUGUAUAUAAACCCUGGGUCAACAGACAACUUUGUUUCAUAUCAGGAGCUUGGUUUAUCUUUGAGCAAUUUAUCAGGGACACAAAAUCCCAGAUGGGUUUCAGGUGUGAAUGCCUGUUGUGUUUGUUUCUCAUAUUUUGGUUUGUGUUCUUGCAAGAAGCAAGUGCAAGGCAACCUUACUACAAUGUGACUAGAUUAAGCGGUAGAAAGCAAGUGAAUGGAUGCAAUUUGUUUCAAGGCAAAUGGGUAUUUGAUCCUUCUUAUCCUUUCUAUGACUCUUCAGGAUGUCCCUUCAUAGAUCCUGAAUUUGACUGCCUUAAGUAUGGCAGGCCAGAUAAGCAGUAUCUUAAGUACUCCUGGAAACCUGAUGCCUGUAGCUUGCCAAGAUUUAAUGGGGUGAGUUUUCUGGCAAAAUGGAAGGGGAAGAAAAUAAUGUUUGUGGGUGACUCACUGAGUUUGAACAUGUGGGAAUCUCUGGCAUGUAUGAUUCAUGCGUCGGUGCCCAACUCCAAGACCACAUAUGUUAGGAAGGACCCUUUGUCUUUUGUUGUUUUUGAGAAUUAUGGAGUGACUCUGUAUAUGUAUCGAACACCAUACUUGGUGGAUAUAGUUAGAGAAAAUGUUGGUGCAGUGCUUAAUCUAGGCUCCAUCAAUGGUGGCAAUGCAUGGAAAGGGAUGGACGUGCUGAUUUUCAACAGUUGGCAUUGGUGGACCCACAAAGGAAAAUCUCAAGCAUGGGAUUAUAUUAGAGAUGGGUCUGCAUUAUACAAAGAUAUGAACCGUUUUCAGGCGUACAACAAAGGGCUAACAACCUGGGCUAACUGGGUUGACAGCAAUGUUGAUACCACCAAGACUAAAGUCUUCUUCCAGGGCGUAUCUCCCACCCACUACGAGGGCAGGGAGUGGAACCAACCAAAAAAAAGCUGUUAUGGUGAACUACAGCCACUGUCUGGCUCUACAUACCCGGCAGGUGCUCCUCCAGCUGCUGCUAUUGUGAAAAAAGUUUUAAGGAUGAUGAAGAAACCAGUUUAUUUGCUUGAUAUUACAACGCUCUCACAAUUGAGAAAAGAUGCCCAUCCCUCGACCUAUAGUGGUGAGCAUUCGGGCAAUGACUGCAGCCACUGGUGUCUUCCUGGCUUGCCUGAUUCAUGGAACCAGCUUUUAUAUGCAGCUCUCGUUAUGUGAAGGUCCACAUUGGGCAACAAAGAAUUUAUCUCUUUUCUUCUUCAUACAAUUGUACAUUCAGGACGGUACUGAAAGUUCUCAUCUACUUUUGGUAGCUGUAACGAUGGAGCAAAGAUCGGUAGGUGAUAAUGAGGAUUGAGGGGGCAAAGAUCAACUGUAAAGUGAUUGAUUUUUUAAACCAAAAAUAAUUGCUUCAAGGUGGAAAAAAAAAUCUAAACAGAUGUUAAUCUUCGAAGAAUCUUGACCCUUGUCCAACAAUCACAUCAAAUUUCCAUAUCAAGGUUUGGAAAAAUAAAGUUAGUUUUCCACCAUGCUCUGUAUCUCCUUACCUCUAUAAGCUAUGUUUCCAACUCUCCAUCAC